Messenger RNA from Verticillium dahliae VdLs.17, 2190 nucleotides. RefSeq lists its product as uncharacterized. NCBI's taxonomy places the organism in Eukaryota, Fungi, Ascomycota, Sordariomycetes, Glomerellales, Plectosphaerellaceae. Gene Ontology annotation, molecular function: RNA binding. The record is from RefSeq and is a predicted model, not a curated record. The transcript is spliced from 10 exons. The coding region runs from base 1 to 1953 and encodes 650 amino acids.
AUGGCACUGACCCACGAUGUCAACGGUUUCGACCCAUCAUCGCCUCAUUCGUCAUGUGGCGGAGCGGAAUCGUUCAAAGGCACGCCUGAUACAAGGCUCACAUCAUUCUCACCAGACGAAAAACCGGCUAAGACAUCAUGUAUCACUGAACUAACCGGGAAACCUUGGGCUGGCACGAAACCAAGCCAGUUUCCCGUCGGCAUUGUGGGCAAGACGCCAUCUAUCGGCGACAAAGACCCUUUUGUGACGGUGUACUCCAGAGCCCGUACUACCUCACUGCUGUCUCCUACUGCCUCUGCCUUCCACCCAUUCUCAGCUCAGUCGGAGCUUUCAGAGGGUCUUACCAAUUCAAUGUCUACCUCUAGGGGAUCGAACGCAUCAAACUUGGCGUCUCACGAAAGCAGUAUUCCGCAAUUUGUUCAGAUCAUGUCUCCCGGCCAUGCCCUGCGUCUUGGAGACAUCAUCAGUUAUCUCGAGGUGAGCACGAGUAGUGCCACUGUUGUCCACGACAACAUCCAUCGUGCUCGGUUGGUCUGUGAAGCCUUACGCAUUGCUGGUGAUCAGUGGCUCAGGCACACUGCUGUAACUUCACCAACCUUGCAGGUUUCGAUAUUGGCAUUCUCGCCCGUGCCAGGUGCACUCGAUGUUGUUCAUACCCAAGGCAUCAUUUUACAGCUGCUUCAAUCUCGAGGCGAGGUUGUUGGGUACCAGUCGCCUCAGCGGAGCUCUGGGCUCAUAGUCUACGCAGCGUUUGCAGAGUACGCCAGUCCAGCCGAUGCCUAUUCCGCUGUGGCAGCGUACAACGGCUGUUUGUUUGAGGACAUCAUAGUCCACUUGUCUAUUCUCCAGGGACAUGAUACCCCCCCUUCAAGCGCGAUGCACGACAGCACAUCAGUUCUCUCUCCAGUUGUUGAAAGAAAUCUUGAUCAGUCUAUGCAGGAAUUGACUCUGGGCAAACAUACACCUGCGUCACAGUUGGUGCCGUCUCCAACGGUGCCUCCGAUCGGUCCAAGCCAGCAAUAUCCCCCAACCAGACUGCAAGUCCAGCAACCAUACACCAUGUGGCCAAUAAUCUGUCACGCUCCGUUCCAGUCCAAUAUGGCGGCUUAUCGUCUGGAUAAUGGUCACCAGAACGCGAUCCCGUCAUCACCAGCAUCCGUCAAUUACCAGUUCAUGGCAACGCUGGCAACAGGAACUAGCAAUGCUCAGGUAGUCCCCAUUCCGGAUGAUUUUUGUCAGCCACGCACGAUGCCAGCUUACCCCAGGCCUGAUAUCCGCCGUCAACAUGCAUCCCGAGUCAACCGGAUGUCUCUUUAUGGUGUGGCCAGUCACCACAACCACGUGGACGUUGGCAGAAUCCGCGAGGGUACAGAUGUCCGAACCACCAUAAUGCUCCGCAACAUACCGAACAAGGUUGACCAGGCAAUGCUGAAACGUAUCGUGGACGAUUCCAGUUGGGGCAAGUACGACUUCAUGUACCUCCGGAUUGACUUUGCCAACGACUGCAACGUGGGCUAUGCAUUCAUCAAUUUUGUUGACUUUGUCAACGCGCGCGGCAACCAGCGGUGGAACUGUUUCAAAAGUGACAAAGUAGCCGAAAUCUCAUACGCCACCAUCCAAGGCAAGGACUGCCUAGUGCAGAAAUUCCGCAAUAGCUCCGUGAUGUUGGAAGCAGCGCAUUACCGGCCCAAGCUAUUCUACACCUCCAAUGGUCCUGUUCCGGAACUUGCGGGCCAAGAAGAGCCUUUUCCCCAGCCUGACAACCAGUCAAAGAUGAAGCGAAGCUGCGAAAACGCAGAACACGUCGGUCUCUUCACUCCCAAUGCUGGCCAACACUUCCGUGAUGAGCAGCGCCGAAGACGCUCACAAUACGACCGCGGCACAAGACUUGCAGCACUGGAGGAGCAUGAAUUCGAGACAGCCAACGAAUCAUACAUGCAUUACUCCCGCUGAAAGCGACGCACUAAGGCUGGUAGUGAUGCAUGGCUCAAAACCGAUGGAGUAUAGUCCGGUUAGAUGAUUGAAUGUUGGAGGUUCCUGUGUCUCUUUGUUCCUCUCUUUUACUUGCACACAUAACAUUGCGUCUGAUGUGUGGGAUUAUUUUAGGGUUGCUUGUUAUGUAGAGAGCCCAGCAAAGUUUGAGUGGGUCUCAUGUCUAAUAUUCAUACGUAGCUGAUGAAGAGCCAUUUC